AUGCAGCUUCCAGAGCGGGACCCGGUGUGCCCGCGGCGGGCAGGCUUAUGGGCGCAGGUGGUCCAGGCCCCGCCCCCGCGGCCCGCGGGCCUCGUGCGGCCCCAGGUGCCCCGGAUAAGAGAUAAGAGGCCCAAGGCCCGGGCGGCUCCGGUCCAGCGCGCAGCCAUGGACAUGGUGCCCGGCUUGCUCGUCACCCCGAAGGCCGAGGUGCUGGAGGACCUGCUGCGGGAGCAGUUCGGGCCACUGCCCCAGCUGGCCGCCAUCUGCCGGCUCAAGCGGCUGCCCUCGGGCGGCUACUCGUCCACCGAGGACCGGCAGCUGGUGCUGGAGCGACGGCGCGUGGCCAACGCCAAGGAGCGCGAAAGGAUAAAAAAUCUCAACCGUGGUUUUUCCAAACUGAAGGCAUUGGUGCCAUUUCUUCCUCAAAGCAGGAAGCCUAGCAAAGUUGAUAUUCUUAAAGGUGCAACUGAAUACAUACGAGUCCUCGGUGAUGUUUUGGGAAGAGCCAAAGAGUCCGAGAAACCAAACCCAGAUCAUCAGAACUAUAUAAACAGUACUUCCGAACCACGUAUAUCCACGGCUAAAGAGCAAUUGAGGAACAGCACUCAAUGUGCUGGCUGUGAUGUGGGCUUGAAGAAUGAGGAGGAAGGGCCCUGGGCAGAUGGUGGCAGUGGCGAACCAGCAUGCACUUGUCGUCAGAGCAUGAUGUCUACAACUGGAGACUCCGCUACCAGGAGUAUGGAUGGAUUCCCAGAAGUACAACUCCUGAGCCAUGGUUCCAAAUAUGAAAAGUGA
This is a messenger RNA of Myotis davidii, 795 nucleotides long. RefSeq names its product folliculogenesis specific bHLH transcription factor (gene FIGLA). Gene Ontology annotation, molecular function: DNA-binding transcription factor activity, RNA polymerase II-specific; RNA polymerase II transcription regulatory region sequence-specific DNA binding; protein dimerization activity. NCBI's taxonomy places the organism in Eukaryota, Metazoa, Chordata, Mammalia, Chiroptera, Vespertilionidae. Gene Ontology annotation, biological process: developmental process; regulation of transcription by RNA polymerase II. The record is from RefSeq and is a predicted model, not a curated record.